Phragmites australis (common reed) is the source of this 1519-nucleotide messenger RNA. RefSeq names its product UPF0481 protein At3g47200-like. Bases 131 to 1519 code for a protein of 462 amino acids. The record is from RefSeq and is a predicted model, not a curated record. NCBI's taxonomy places the organism in Eukaryota, Viridiplantae, Streptophyta, Magnoliopsida, Poales, Poaceae. The transcript is spliced from 2 exons.
UGGUAUUUGCACGAGUAGCUUGAGGUGGCACGCAAAUAAUAUCUUCAGACUGUUCUUGACUUCCUUUUUGAUGUAAAUCUGGCCCAUAUCUAGUAGCAGCAGCUUGUUGGUGGAUAUCGAGGAAGAGAAGAUGUCCGAGCACUCUACGCGAGCAAAGGAGAAGCAGACGGUGGAGGUACCCGCGGCCAUGAGAGCUGAGGAGAAGGGUAAUUGUAGCAGCUUGGUGUUCGAGAUGGAGAAUAUGUAUGUGGACACCGACCUGCACUCGGUGGAGAUCGCGCAUUGGAAGAAGACUUCCAUUUACCGGGUACCGGAGUGGGUCAAGCGGAUAACUAACGUCGAGGCCUACCGGCCGUGGGCGGUGUCGUUGGGCCCCUUCCACCACGACGAUCCCGACUUGCUGCCCAUGGAGGAGCACAAGCUCCGGGCAGUGCAUCACAUGGUUAAGCGGUCCGGCAAGCAGCUCCGAGAGUUUGUUGCCGCCAUCGAAGCGGUGGCGGAUGAGCUACAGGAGGCCUAUGAUAACCUAGACUACCAAUGGCGUGGAUUGAAUAAAUGUCGCUUCGUGGAGAUGAUGGUCACUGACGGGUGCUUCUUGCUAGAGCUUAAGAGGAUGGCUGAAAUUAGAUCAAGAGGGGAAAUAGACGAGGAUUACGCGGUAAACGACCCUGUCUUCAGUGAUCGCAGCUUACAUUAUCUAAGGUCGAUGUUCCAGAAUGAUAUUAUAAUGAUGGAAAAUCAGCUGCCUCUACUGGUUCUGCAGACGCUCUUGGGAGUUCAGGAUGGCGCAUCUCCGUCACAGAGCGCAGAACAGGUAAACAAUAUGGUGGCGUUUCUACUGGACUGCGAGCUUGAGGAAGGCAACGACAGCCUAGGCCUCCACCCGUUGCACAUUUUUCACAGAAGCUUCUGUGGCCCCUCGCAUCUAGACUACGAAGGUUCCGGCAAGUGCGAUAGUACUAUGCCCUCCGCUGUGGAGCUCAGCAAAGCAGGGAUCCAUUUCAAGAAGAGCAGCACUGAAAGCAUCCGCGAUGUAGACUUCAAAGACGGCAUCUUGUUCACGCCGUUAAUCGAGGUCCACGACUAUACUGAGAAAAUCUUCCUCAACCUGAUGGCGUUUGAGCGGCUACAUCGUGAUGUUGGGAACGAUGUGACAAACUUCAUAUACCUCAUGGGCGACAUCAUUAACACGGGAGCAGAUGUGAUGAUACUGAGAUCCAAGGGGGUCAUGGAACAAUUGCUCGGCAGCGACGAGGAGGUGGCGAAAUUGUUCAACAGCAUGAGCAAAGGAGCAACCAUGAGCCCGUUUAGCAAGCUGAACGACGUGCAACGGAAGGUGAAUGACCACUGCAGGAAGCCCUGGAACAAGUGGCGUGCCAGCUUCGUGCAGACCUACCUAAGCAACCCCUGGGUGUUCAUCUCCCUCCUGGCUGGCGUCAUCCUACUCAUCACCACUUUGCUGCAGACUGUCUACACUGUAGCGCCGUACUAUACCAAGAGAUGGCAAACUCCUAAUUGA